This is a messenger RNA of Parus major (Great Tit), 2306 nucleotides long. It is a transcript of the gene FDXACB1, whose product is annotated as ferredoxin-fold anticodon binding domain containing 1. Lineage: Eukaryota; Metazoa; Chordata; Aves; Passeriformes; Paridae. The transcript has 5 exons. Gene Ontology annotation, biological process: rRNA base methylation. The record is from RefSeq and is a predicted model, not a curated record. The coding region runs from base 227 to 2089 and encodes 620 amino acids. Gene Ontology annotation, molecular function: rRNA (uridine-N3-)-methyltransferase activity. Gene Ontology annotation, cellular component: cytoplasm.
GCAACACCCAUUUCCUACCCAUUUCCUGCUGCUCGGCGGCCGGGAGAGCUCCCCGGAUCCCCGCUCCCAGCGCAUCCUUCCCGGGGACACCGCCACCUCCCCGGGACAGCGGCUGCCGAGGAGUCCCCGGGGGUGGCCGCGGGGACCCGACGCCACCAGCAGUGGCCGCUGGCCGGGCCGCACGUCAUGAGCCAGCGCCGGUGGCCCUGAGCGCCCGCCUGGGGACAUGUCCCCGCCCGGGGACCUGCGGCUCCGCCGCGUCCUGCUGCUCGGAGAGGGCAACUUCUCCUUCUCCGCGGCGCUGUGCGGGGCCCAGGGCACGCACGUGGUGGCCACUUGCUACGAGAGCGAGGAGGAGGCGGCCGGGAGAGGGGGAGCGGCGCGGAGCAUCCGCCGGCUGCGGGACAGCGGAGCCGAGGUUGUGUUUUCCGUGGACUGCACCAAGCUGAAGGAGCAUUUUUUACCGGGAAAACGGGAAUUUGAUCGUAUUUAUUUCAACUUCCCUCACUGCGGGAGAAAAGCUGGGGUGGUGAAGAACAGGCAGCUCCUUGCACGCUUUUUCCAUAGCUGCUCAGAAGUGCUGGCACAGGAGGGAGAAGUCUAUGUGGCCCUUUGCAAUGGCCAGGGAGGGACUCCUGCGGACCAGCCCAGGAGGGAGUGGCACAACAGCUGGCAAAUCGUGGCUGUGGCGGCAGCAGCUGGAUUUAUCCUCAGCGACGUUCAUCCUUUCAAAGCAGAGACCAUCCGUGGAUACAAAUGCACAGGUUACAGGAGUCAGGAUAAAUCCUUCUGUGUAGAGGGUGCUUUGAACCACGUUUUCACGCGGGGCACAGCACCCCUGUGUUUCACACCCAUGAGCUGCAAGACACAACUGGGGAGCCAAAAAGUUUCUUUUCAAGUGCCACAAGUCCUCCUGGAUAAAAUUAAUAGGGGUUUCCUCGAAGUGAAUUCGAGUCAUCCAGUAAGGACAAUAAAGGAGAAGCUCAGUGCAGGGCUCAGCCAAGCUUUUCCACUGCAGAACACCAGCUCCUGCCUUCCUCUGCUCCACCAAGGUCACCCCGAUGGUGUUUGCCACUCCAACAUCUUCUGGAUCACUCUGAGCCCAGAGGAGGCUCCAAGCACUGAGAAAACGUCUCAGGGACUGGAAAACACAGAUUUGUUUUCUCAUUUUGGCCAGGACACAGAUAAGAAUGUACAAGAAGGAUGCUCAAUUCCGAAGCAGUUUUAUCUUAGGCCUUCCCUCCUGCCUCAUGCUCAGGCAAUAAUAAAAAAAGGAGCUUUUUCUCCAGGGACACUUCAGGUUCUUUCCGGGCCAGUUUUCAGGAAAUGUCGGAUCACUCCCCACUCCAUGCCUGUUUUCCAUGAGAUGCUCGUUGUGCUUGCAGUUGGCAGGGGCACAGAGAGCAGCUGUAUCCAGAUGUUGGUGGAUAACAUUAAAACCACCGUGAAUUCUCUUUACCAGGGCAUUUCUGGCAUCAAACCCAACAUCAGCCUGCAGGAAGCGACAAGCUUUGGAACUGAGCUAAGUGACUUUGCUGCUCUUGAAUGGCAGCUUGGUGAAAUUCAGCAUUUCCUCUGUGUGGGGACAGACCCAGACCCCUCAGGUUCCUGUGUGGGGGUUAUCAGGACAGCUCCUGAUGAAUUGAAGAGCCGUGAGCUGGUUGUUGUCUCAGCCUCGCUGAACCUGGACCUCCUGGCCAUGCUGCUGUGUGGAAUAUCCGACUGGAGAAUGCUCUGGACAUCGGACAAGCGCUUCCUCAGGCAGUUUCCUGAGGGAGAGUUGAGGCUUUUCAAGAGUUUUUCCCUCUACCCACCUUCCUACGUGCACGAUGUCAGCUUCUGGGUUCCUGACGGGGAGGAGUUUGAUGAGGUGGCUUUUCACACCCUUGCCAGGAGGGUGUCUGGUGAAAUGGUGGUUUCCAUCCAGCUGAGGGAUGAUUUCCAGCAGCCAGGGACAGGACGGAGGAGCCUCUGCUACAGGGUGACUUUCCAGUCCUGUGACAGGGCCUUGGGCUGCCGGGAGGCAGCAGAGAUGCAGCUGCACUUUCGGGAGGAAAUACAGCAACACCUGGCUGUGACCCUGAGGUAGAACACCUCCCGAGGGGCUGCAGCAGCUCCUGUGCCAGUUCCUGACCUGGAAAAUGCCACCUGCAUGUCGCUGGAGCUCACACUGUGUUACUGCAGUGCCUGUCACAAGGGCGGGGUGGACUUGGAGCACCUUGGAGCGUUUCAGUGUGGGAGUUCUGUUAGUGAGGACUGAGCACUCUCCUGUUCUCUGUGUGUGUAAUGAAACCGCGUUUUGUGAA